Prunus persica (peach) is the source of this 511-nucleotide messenger RNA. RefSeq lists its product as uncharacterized. The record is from RefSeq and is a predicted model, not a curated record. NCBI's taxonomy places the organism in Eukaryota, Viridiplantae, Streptophyta, Magnoliopsida, Rosales, Rosaceae. Bases 129 to 353 code for a protein of 74 amino acids. The transcript has a single exon.
UUUGUAUCCCUAUAAAAACCAAGCUCCCCAUCUCCAUUAAAACCAGAACAAACAGCCAUCAAAAUCUUUUGAUCGAUCGACCGCUGCUUUGGAGUUUCCGUUGAUCCGAUUCCUAGCACAUCAUCAUCAUGACUGGUGGAAUUGGAUGUGUGCAGUGUGGCACACGUAGCAACCCAUGUAGGUGCAAGGUGGUGGGGCCUACCUUAGGGUGUUUAUGCUUUCUUGGAGCUGCCAUUAUUGAAUGGCCUAUUGGGGCUUGUGUUUACUUGUUCAAGCACGUCAAGGGGAGAAGAAUCAUGGCUCAUCCGGCCACUGUUGUUUAUCCGAAGGUCUCUAAUGCCAUUCCAAUUUGAUGCAAAAAUUAAUCCAAAUUUUUUUGGUUAAUUGGUUGCUUUUGCUUAAUCUUAGUUUGUAUGUGUAAGCUUUGUCUAUGUCUGCAGUUUUAAUCUGCUUAUCAUUAAUAACAACACAGUUGAUUUCCUAAUCUGUAUUGAAACUCAUCAUUUUCUUC